Molecule: messenger RNA, 360 nt
Organism: Phytophthora infestans T30-4
Lineage: Eukaryota; Oomycota; Peronosporomycetes; Peronosporales; Peronosporaceae
Product: secreted RxLR effector peptide protein, putative
Exons: 1
Coding region: 1-360 (119 amino acids)
Source: RefSeq, a predicted model, not a curated record
AUGCGUUUCGGUCAGUUGCCUGCGCUGGCUGUCGUUGCUCUCAUUCUGUGCUGCAGCGCCGUCGUGACCGCUGAUAGUACGGCUCUAAAGUUGGCCAGCGCCAAACCUGGUGCCAUCUAUGGAGGUCACCGCUAUCUCAAAGGCAGCAAGACAUCUACUGGGUUGGAUGCAGCGAACGAAGAAAGAGUUGGCGCGACUACUCCCAGUUUUAAGCAAUACUUUAGCUGGAUAAAAUUACCCAAGCUGUCAGGCAUUCCCGGGUUUAAGCAGCUCAGAGGUUACUUGGUUAAGCGCGAUGCCGCUCGCGUUGAGAAGCUAAGGCAGAAACUCAAUAACAAUCCCGGGGCGUACGGCUAUUAA